Messenger RNA from Penicilliopsis zonata CBS 506.65, 1884 nucleotides. RefSeq lists its product as hypothetical. The record is from RefSeq and is a predicted model, not a curated record. NCBI's taxonomy places the organism in Eukaryota, Fungi, Ascomycota, Eurotiomycetes, Eurotiales, Aspergillaceae. The transcript has 4 exons. Bases 1 to 1884 code for a protein of 627 amino acids.
AUGACACGCCCUCCUCAGCAGCGAAAGCUGAGAGAGUUGAGACCAGCAAUUCCACAGCCUGCUGCACAACCUACUGCACAACUCACUACACAGUCUAUUGCACAGCCUGUUGUGUCACAGAGCUCUAAUAAUCCAUUCCACGAGUUCGGGCAGGGGAUCCCCCAGCUUUUUCCUGAAGCCUCUGCCAAGAAUGAAAGUGAGGAUCAAACUGAAAGUGUGGCGCCUCCGUCGAAUGCUGAAAGCAAGAAGAAGACGAAGAAGAAGAGAACUAAACGUCCUACAACCAGAGUUAUCACCCGUUGGAAAGCGAAUUACAAUGACAUGCUCCUCCUUUGCAUUCAGGCAUAUUAUAACCAUAUUAAGGUGAAGAUACCAUGGACGGAGAUUGGCAAGAUCAUGAAGGAAUGUUAUAAGGGUAAUUUUUCAGAAGGGGCAAUUGUUCAGCAUAUUAAAAAGCUGCGUGAUUUUCGGAAGAACGCUGGUCUGCCCAUUCCACCACCUUUGCGCCGAAGCGCCGAAGGAUUGGCUGCUGCUCGGGCCGCUGAUCAGCCCGAUGAAGAUGUUGAGGAUGUUGAGGAUUUUGAGGAUUUUGAGGAUUUUGAGGAUUUUGAGGAUUUUGAGGAUUUUGAGGAUUUUGAGGAUUUUGAGGAUGUUGAAGAUGUUGAAGAAGUUGAAGAAGAUGUUGAAGAUGUUGAUGGAGAUGCCAAUGCCGAGGGCCUUUUCGAGAAUCCCGUGGCUCAAGCUAAGCCAUCGGCAAAGAAGUGCACCACAAAGAGAAAGAGGGCUUCCAGUCCUAUCAACGGUGACAAUGUCGAGGCAGCGCCCCUCCUUGACGAACAAGUCCAGAGACCCAUCAAGAAAACUCGAACCACGAAAGCCGCCAGCAAGAAGAAGGAGCAGAAGAAGACGAUCAAAAAUGAGCUCGGCGCAACCAACCAGACGACUGAAUAUGCUGCGGGGCCUUGCAACAAUGCUGCUGUCAUGCCUCAGGUGGACAACGAGAUUGGACAUCAUUUGUCUACUUCUUCCGACGAAACUGUCCAACAGACUCAGGAUCCUACUUUGGCCUUCACCCAGUACCAACCCUUGCCCGACUGGAACCUUUUCAAUCUUAACAAUCCGAUGGCCACGCCGUUCUUUUUGGGUCCCGAGCUAGCCAACGGGUUAUCUAUCACAACUAACCCUUCUUCCAUGGGUCAUGGCUAUGUCGGUUCGACGAUGCCAGCCACUGAGCAGACGGCUUUGGCGCACAACACAAACACCAACAUGUUGGAUUAUAGCGCUGGAUGUCAAGCUUUUGAAACAUUUGGCAAUACUCCUGGAUGCCAUGUGCCUGAUCUUGGUGCAAAUAUUUCUGGUGAAUUGAUGCAUAAACAGACUUCGUCUCAGCAGUUCACCAGUCAGAACUAUUCCCAGAGCCAAGGUACUGGCAGUCACUCGGGGAACUAUAAUCAGAUGUCUCAGCCCUUUUCUCGCCAGCUCCCCAAUCAGCCUUUUGGCUAUUCUGCGAUCCCAGUCCCUGCUAAUCACUCUGGGGUCUAUAAUGGGGAGUCUGGACACCUUUCGUCUGCACAGCUUCCUAGUCAGCCGUCUGGCUAUUCACAAAACCAAGGUGCUGUUGAUCCUGUUCUGCAUGAAUUAGAUGAGACUUUGCAUUACAUGGAUGCAACUAUCAAUAAAGAGGAAAAUUUACCUGGCGCUGAACAUAGAGUUGGUGCUGAAGGCCAGAUCUCACCUCUCCUCGGACUUGAUGAUGAGAUCGGCGACUUUCAUUACGAAGUUCAUGACAAAAUAGAGCCCUAUUACGGUACCGUCACCGAAACCGAAAUGUUUGCUGUGCUUCAAGCCAGUCUUCAUGAGGAUGAUGAAGUCGCCAACCGUUAG